ACCAUGCCCAAAAUUCGUACGAGUAGAACGAAGAAACCCCCGGAAGGCUUCGAAGAUAUCGAACAUAUUCUUGAUGAAUACACCAAGAAAAUGCGAGAUGCGGAGAACGAGUCACAUGAAGGUCAGCGCAAGGCCGAAGCACUAUGGCCUAUCAUGCGCAUUGCUCAUACACGAUCGCGAUACAUUUACGAACUGUUUUAUCAGCGUAAGAUAAUCAGUAAGGAACUGUACGAGUGGCUUCUCAAGGAGGGUUACGCGGAUGCCAAUCUGAUUGCUAAGUGGAAAAAGCCUGGAUACGAAAAGUUGUGCUGCAUCCGGUGUAUUCAGAGUCAGGAUAUGAACUAUCAAGGUUCUACCUGCGUGUGCCGAGUGCCGAAAGCCCAGCUGAAGAAGGGAACAGUAGUAGAGUGUGUGCACUGUGGUUGUAGGGGUUGCAGCUCCGACUCAUAAUGAUCCCCGUCUGCUUCUCCUCGUUUCCGCGUUGGACAUCCGCCCAUUCUGCACACUGUAUCAUAUACAUGUAACUACGCUGUGAUUGUGCAUUAAUCCCCGUCCUACUUCC
Molecule: messenger RNA, 562 nt
Organism: Dacryopinax primogenitus
Lineage: Eukaryota; Fungi; Basidiomycota; Dacrymycetes; Dacrymycetales; Dacrymycetaceae
Product: G10 protein
Exons: 5
Coding region: 4-450 (148 amino acids)
Biological process (GO): mRNA splicing, via spliceosome
Cellular component (GO): nucleus; spliceosomal complex
Source: RefSeq, a predicted model, not a curated record